This is a messenger RNA of Aspergillus tanneri, 1116 nucleotides long. RefSeq lists its product as uncharacterized. Lineage: Eukaryota; Fungi; Ascomycota; Eurotiomycetes; Eurotiales; Aspergillaceae. The transcript is spliced from 2 exons. Bases 1 to 1116 code for a protein of 371 amino acids. The record is from RefSeq and is a predicted model, not a curated record.
AUGGGGGGUAUGAUGUAUAAUGCAGGUCCGAUGACUCGUUUUGACCAUGGCCCGCCGCUAUCCUCAUCCGCCUUUGCCAACACGCCCUCGUACGCUCCAUCCCAUUACCCUCAGCAGCAUUCCUUCUACCCCGUGUCGGACUACGCGCCUCCUGAGCAUCACCGAGAACGUUCCGUUUCUAGAACGCGAGAGUCGGGACGUGGACGACGGAUGUCCACUUACGCACCCCCCGUGGUUGACUACGAUCAUGCUUCCCAAUAUGAUGAGGACGAGCAGCUGGAACGGGUACCGACCCAUUACUACCGCAUGCCGCCGCCACCACUCAAGCACAAGGCGACGCCGCAUAUCAUCCAAAAGCAUCCCGAUCCACCCCGUAAGUCGGCGACGACCACCGCUCUGUCGUCAGAGCGUCGCUCUUCUCGGUCGAUGGAUCUCUCGGAGAUGCGAGAUGCUCUUCCAGAGUACGGCUAUCGACGGUCGUCUCGGGAGACGGUGGUUCCAGAGCGGAGCCGCAGUAUCCGGGACAGUCGACGGUCGAUCUCCUACCAUGAAAGUUCUCGCCCCGCCCGAGUUGCCAUCGCGAAUUCCCGGCGGCAUCGACCCACGGUCUACUAUGACGAAGGCGGGGAUGACAUGGAAGACAAACAACGAGAGGCCGAGGAGUAUCAGGCAACCCGAUCCGGCAAAUCGGCACCGAUGCCCCUGACGGCAGACCUGUUAAAGGCCAAGGCUUCUUCCCAACGCGCGGAGAGUGACAGUGGGAGCCAGAAAAGCCGGUCCAACAGCAGCCGUGGCAGUGACGCGCGGACGCAGAACGGGAGUGGCGUGGGGUCCAAGCCAGAGGAAGAUAACAUCGUCAUGACAAUGAACGGCGUUACUAUGAGUUUUACGCAGGAGUCGGUGGGCGGGAAGCGGAUCAGUGUUCGAACGGGGAACACGGGUGCCGUUGAGCUGAACAUUGAAGGAAAACGACCACAAAGGUAUUUGACGGGGGGCUCCGACUACACCGGCAGCAUGGCACGGAGAGAGCUUGAUGAUCCACGACGAGCUCGAAAAGAUAGACAGUCCGACCGUGCCAGUCGACGGUCUAGCCGGUCGACCUACAGCGGUCGAUGA